Molecule: messenger RNA, 1659 nt
Organism: Tarenaya hassleriana
Lineage: Eukaryota; Viridiplantae; Streptophyta; Magnoliopsida; Brassicales; Cleomaceae
Product: plasminogen activator inhibitor 1 RNA-binding protein-like
Exons: 7
Coding region: 277-1356 (359 amino acids)
Cellular component (GO): nucleus; cytoplasm
Molecular function (GO): RNA binding
Source: RefSeq, a predicted model, not a curated record
ACUGCCGCUUCUGGCUAGGGUUUUCCAAGCUUUCAUAAAUUUUUUUCUCUGCGUAUUCCCGACAUUUUCCUCCCUCUUCUGGUUCAUUUUCUCACCAGCCAGACAGCACAUCAGCCUCAUCACCGUACACCCACUUUCCUUCUGACGUUUCAUCUAGAUCUAUUCCUCCAUGGCUUCGAUUAAUCACUAGUGUUUCUGUCUUGAGUGACGUUUGUGAAAAACCCAAGGGUUUUUAUCUCCUCCCCAGGGCCGUCUUCUUCAUCGAAUCUGUAAGAAAUGGCAACUUUGAACCCUUUUGAUCUGUUGGGAGACGAUGCUGAGGAUCCGAGCCAGCUCGCUGUCUCCGUCGCUCCGCCGGAGAAGACCGACAAGACCAAGAAACCUGCGGCUGGGCCGAAUCAGGCUUCCGCGAAGCUUCCGUCGAAGCCGCUUCCUCCUGCUCAAGCUGUGAGGGAGGCCAGGAACGAAACUUCGGGCCGUGGUGGCCGUGGUGCAGGCCGAGGUUAUGGCAGAGGUAGAGGUGGUUCUGGAGGGUACAGCCGUGAUUUCAGCAGCAGUGAUGCUUCUGGAGGUAACAAUGGAUAUGGGAAACCCUCUGAGGAAGGAGAUGUGACCAAAGCCUCUGAGAGGCGUGGCGGGUAUGGUGGCCCUCGUGGUUCCUUCCGUGGAGGCCGUCGUGGCGGUUUCAGCAAUGAAGAAGCUGGGGAAGAGCGCUCUCGUAGAAUUUACGAGCGUCGUAGUGGAACUGGCAGAGGGAGUGAGUUCAAGCGUGAAGGUUCUGGUCGUGGAAAUUGGGGAACUCCAGGCGAAGAACUUGUUGCUGAGACUGAAGAAACCGGUGUUGAGACCGAGAAGAAAGUUGUUGAGAAGCCAGCUGGUGAUGAUGAAGCUGCUGAUGCUAACAAGGAAACCCCUGCCGAGGCGGAGGAGGAGAAGGAGCCUGAGGACAAGGAAAUGACACUCGAUGAGUAUGAGAAAAUACUUGAGGAGAAGAGAAAGGCUCUUCAAUCUCUGGCUACCUCUGACUCUGAGAGGAAAGUUGACCUGAAAGAAUUUGAGUCCAUGCAACAACUCUCGAACAAGAAGGCUAAUGAUGAAAUCUUCAUCAAGUUGGGUUCGGACAAGGACAAACGCAAAGAUGCCCUUGACAAAGAAGAGAAAGCUAAGAAGGCUGUUAGCAUCAACGAGUUCCUGAAGCCUGCUGAGGGCGAGGGCUACUAUCCACGAGGAGGCCGAGGCCGUGGACGUGGCCGCGGAGGAGGCUCAAGAGGAGGCGGAUAUGGCGGUUACCAGAGCAAGGCUGCACCGGCAAUUGAGGAUACUGCCCAGUUCCCGUCCCUUGGAGGCGGCAAGUGAGUGGGAAAUGACCGAAGAAGGGGUAAACUUGCAAACGAUUUAUAAAAAGAAAAAGCCUUGCCUUGAUCAGGGUGUAAAUUUUUAGAUGUGUCAUCUGUUCUCUUUAGAUAUUUAUGCACCUUUGCCUGCUUCUGUUCUGUCCCCCUUUUUCUCCAGACUUUUUUGGAACAGACCCUCUCCCUUGUCUUUUGUUUCACUGUUUUAGUACCCACUAGUUUUGUUUCCUUUGUUUUUUUUUGCCAUUUAACAAUCAUGACAAGUUUUGGACCAAUCCAAUGUCAUCAUAAGUUUUGGGUCUUCAUA